This is a messenger RNA of Acanthoscelides obtectus, 4600 nucleotides long. Lineage: Eukaryota; Metazoa; Arthropoda; Insecta; Coleoptera; Chrysomelidae. The record is from the annotation of a GenBank genome assembly.
AAAAAAUAUAUAAAUAAUAACUUGAGUAUAUUUUGCAUUCGCAAUUUUUUCCUAUUCUUAUUAUUAUUAGUAAUUUGUUUACUUAUCUUACUUUCCUCAUUUUCAUCCACUAACAAAGCCAAAAGCAAAGCUUCUUCUUCUAUAUCCUGUACACUCAUUGCAUAUUUCAAUUUAGAAUACUCUUAAAGAUACUAAAUUUGUCGCUGAAAAAUCGCAUUGUUUUGCGGACAUGUAGUCCGCCCGGUGACCGCCACCGCGAUCGCUAUCGCCAGUGCGGCCGCCACCGCUCUGGGUUGCGACUUGCGCCCCACUUUAAGCAGUCGGGCUGUCGGGCACACGAGGGACGUGGACUUGAGCAUUAUAAUUAUGUACGCGCAUUGCUUGCUCCCAUUUUCCUGUAUUGUUUUUUAUGCGUACAAGCAGGUGCAGACUGAUAGAUCACCACCAUUACCGCCUCACCGGACAAGCAAUAAGGAAGCCAAAGCUCGUCUGUUUUCAAUUAAAUAUUAUAUAAUAAAUUAAGAAGAAUGGAGAAAGGAGUUUCCAGGAUGGUUGUGAAGAAGUUUGAAGAGCGACCAGUAUGUAAUAAAGAAGUUAACCAGACAACUCUGAUUGUUUUCUUCUACCGAUUUUGUACUUGAAUCUAGCGAAUUCCAACAACUGUCUAGAGACUUCGUCUUUUAUGGUUCGGCAACACUGGUAUGCGUUGCGUGUAUCCAACUGUCCAUCUUUGCAUCCUUCUGUGAGAUUGCUGAUUUCGCCGCAACUACAUUUUUAUAUGUUUUAACAAAGUUGUGCUGUUCUUUAUCUUUUGUAAAUUUAAACAGUUUGGUACUCAUACCAAACGGUAUUUCUUCUGACCCCUACAUUUUGGCUCUAUUCGCUCCCCUUAAAGAUCCGAAAUCCGAAGAAAUAUUUGCUGACACAACCAACUGAGUCAUUACGAGUCGUGCUAUUGUUGUUGUAGAAUUAUGCCACCAAAAAAGCAAAAGCAGACUCCUCAUAAUGCAUUCUACUACUUCAUGCUUGAUUUUAAAAACUCGCAAGGGAGAAAUUACAGGAGUAUGAAAGAAGUAGCUGAUGCAGCUGAUCCUGUUUGGAGUAGGAUGAGCAAAGAAGAACGUAAACCAUUUGAAGAAAGAGCACUUUUGGAAAAGAAUAGAUUGAGAGCUGUAAAACUUACGUCUGAGGGGUAUGAUGUUGCAGAGCUUGAACAAGAAGAAAUGGUGGAAAAUAAGAAAAUGCAAGAAAUGAGACAUAACAUAAAUUCUAUUAUUGGAGUGGCUGAUAAGUCUGGAGUGCUACCAGAGGAAAUUUUUUGCAUUAUACACAUAAAUACGUUUAUAUAUCACGUAGCCGAGCAAAGGUAUUUCCCUGCGGAAAUAGCUGUUUCUUCAUUCACUUUACAACAUGGCAUCGUCAAUGACGGAGGCGUUUUCCAUAAAAUGAUUAAACCAGGUACUCUGCCUUUGGGAUAUGCAGCAGACGCCAGACUUCAUGCAAAUGAAACGCACCAAAUUGAUCCGCCUACUCUUGGUGAUGAGGCAAAUAAUGAAGAAGAGGCGUUUCAUGAGUUGAAAGAAUUUAUGCAGACUCGUUUGGUUGGAUCCAAGAGAAUUCCAAUGCUCUACACUAUUUCAAAGGAUUUAAAGAUGGUUCAGCAGGUACUUGAUACCUGGUGUGACAUUUUGGGAGAGGCACGGCUUUUCCAAGUGUGGAGUCUCCAGUACUUAUUCAGAGUUUUGCGAAAUACGGUCUCCAAGACAAACAUGUGGAGCUCAGACACUUUCAGUGAUAGAGUUAUUGAGAUGGACAAAUUUGCCUAUUCUAAAGGCAUUUGUUGUAAUUAUCAUGAGGUUACCAAUGUUCCCCAUUAUUGCAGUAGAUCAGUUGUAGUGCGCUAUGCUUAUACUAUUUGUGAUAAUUGCUGCGGAGACUUGGAUAUACCUCUUGUACCUGGACAUCAUGUACCACUUACUUCUAAAGUGCCGAGAAUUAGAGCAUCUAGUCAAAUGAGUUUGGCAUCUUCAAAUAUGCGACCUACAACUCGUGAUGACGACACUGACAGUGUGAACUCGAUGUCCACUCAUUCAGAAUGGGAAAAAGAAUCCGUAACUUCGUACACAUCUGCAACAGAUUCGGCCGAUGAUUUCCCGGCAUUGCCAGCCGCUGGGAAGAAUCCCGCUUCAACUAUUUCGUAUACAAAUUUUGGCGAUACUGACAGAGCUAGUGUCACUAGCUCCAGCAGCAAAAGUUACGCGGGAUCUUGCACAUCUGGCCGUGGUAGAGGCAGGGCCAAGAGACAGGCUGAUUUGCCGUCUACGUCUUCACUCGCUAAUGAAAUGAAUAGACUUGAUUUUGGUGCGGGUGGACCGAGCUUUAGCAUGAACCGCAAUGAAUUUCCAUCAUUAGGGGGAAGCGUACCAGGCUCCAUGGCGCGAGGCCGUAGACCAAAAGGUCAAUCAAGCAACUCACAAACUAGUCAGGAAUAAUGAAACAUUAAACACUGAGAUAACUUCACUAAAACUGUUCGUAAUGUCCGUUUCCACUAACUUAUAUCUAGAUUACCUAAAAUAAGUGUAAUGUUUGAAGAUAUUACUUGAACAGCUUCAAAAAACGUUGCCAAUGCAGUCGUUUGACUAAAGUUACCUAAGUAGUGGAGCGCCGGGGUUUUGGCCUCGGGAUAAAGUUAACAAUAAAGGAUACUUUGACUGCUUUAGGAACUCGACCAAAGCGUUAUGCUGCAAUACUUGAGUGAGAAAGACUGUUGAUUUUACAAUAUAAUCUGAUGUUCGUGUACUUAAUGUUCAUGUAUGCGCCAAAAUCUUGUCAUCUUAAAAUGCAUAUGCAAUAAUUGCUGGAUUCUAUAUCCUAGCUACCUUUUCACUUCUCUAAGUUAUUGGAUUAUUAUGAUUCCAUCACAUUCAUGCCAUUAGUGUCAAUUAACAUUAAUCAUUUCGACAGAAUACAGUUUUGGAUGCCAAUGAUAAGUAUAGCUUUAUGAUAAGUAACAGCAAUAAUUGAUUUAAACUCUUUUAGAUUGGACACAAUUCGCGACAGUGACGCCGGACUUCUGAGGUGGAAUCUAAUAAUAUUCCUCAAAAUCCAACUUAAGGGCAAAAUGCUUUCGGCCUGACAAGACUGAUAUUCAGUAAAAAAUGAUUUCAUUUUUGAAUCCAAUACACUUGAUCCAGCGCAGCUUCUUCAUUGGACCCAAACCGCUUUCCACAAGGAGGGUACCAAAUCAAGAAAAUAGGGGGGAUGAUGAAGCAAAUCAUACCCAAAUUCUGCAGUUUUCCAUGGUUAACACCUUUGCAAGCAGUUGCAUUGUCCUGUUGAAAAAUGAUCUUUUUCUUUUUCAAUUCAGGUAGUAACAGAAUCCCUUUCCCAAAACACAAUGAAAGCCAUGCAAGAUAUUCACAAAAUCGUGUUGACCAGUUACUCGAGAGAACAAGUGGACACUUGCCAUAUAGACAAAUGAUAUCUGUACCCAUGGAAGAAUUAUAAAUUUCCGGUGAUUGGAGCGUCAAGUCUGUGUCAGGCCGAGCACUUUUCACCUUACCUUCGAAAGUUCACAAAAUGUCAAUAACUACGAGUAUACUCGGUGGUACAUGGAAUUCCGGACUAAUCUAGAUGUGUUAAUAAUAAGUUGUAGUCACAAUUUCAAUUUGUGUUGUUUUUUAAAUUCAGACAUUCGUUUUUUUUUCUGUUACGCUUAUACGUUAUGUCCUUCACUGAUUGCGUUGAUCAGUUAUCGUAGAUGUUCCGAGAAAACAAAGUUCCAAUCAUAAUUUGUCAUAUUCAGAAAUUUUAAGGUUCGCGCAUAUCAAUAAUUGAUAUAUAGUAGGUAUGACAAAAGUUAGAUUUUUGGAGGAAGUGUUGCAAACCUGUCUGUCUUAUGCUAAUGAUACAUAAAAUGACAUUUAAAAUGAAAAUAUUUUCACACCUUGAAGGCUUCGGGAAUGAAACAUAGCGCAAAAAUUAUCUUUGCCCUUGACUGUUCCCAGUUGCAUUUAAAUAUUACGAAUACAUGUUGCUAAGGAUAAGUAAUAUUUCAACCAAGUGUUGAUAUUUAUUUUUACUAUAAUUGAAAAACUACGAGUUGACCUUUCAUCUUUUUGGAUAUUUAAUUUUAGUGUUUGUAUUUUAAAGUGAGAAGUAGCUUUGUCUUUCACACCAAAGUGUUUUAUACCCCUCCAUCGAUGAGUUGAAAGUUAUAUUAUCUUAUGAAUCGGAUAAAACGUGUUUCAAGAGAAACAUUUGUUUUUUGAAUACCUGCUAUAUAUCAGCUAGUUUUUCACCUACUUGAGAUUCGAGAAAACUGCAUUUCUCUUUAUAUGUAUAAGUAUUCUCAUUACUAUGUAUAUGUAAGUUAAUUUUCAAGUUGCUUUCAUUUUUAAUUUUCAUUUCUCUUGAUGGUCUGUAAAAAGAGACAAUUUAGUGAGACGUGUACGUCGUGAUACUGUGUAUUUCAAGGAAAAAUCGUUAAUUUUAAUUUUUAAGUCAUUUGACAUAGGUAUGACAUAUAAGUUGUUCUGUAAAGAAACUUGUAUUUUUUGUAAAUGUUUUUUGAAAACAAAUAUAAACUAUAAACGUUUUA